This is a messenger RNA of Ruditapes philippinarum (Manila clam), 4820 nucleotides long. RefSeq lists its product as uncharacterized. Lineage: Eukaryota; Metazoa; Mollusca; Bivalvia; Venerida; Veneridae. The record is from RefSeq and is a predicted model, not a curated record. The coding region runs from base 1052 to 2164 and encodes 370 amino acids. Gene Ontology annotation, molecular function: protein binding. The transcript is spliced from 2 exons.
UAUUAAUAAUCACUGAAGCACACAGAAAGAAAACAUAUUAUUUUCAUUACAUCAGUUAAAAAAUGUUUCCAGCACCUCAUUACAGGGAACAGCUUUCAAUAAUGUUAUCAGAGGUUUUAGAGGACAUUGGUGUCAAUGAACAAAUGGUGAUGAGAAAGACAAAAUUAAUGAAGAUGCUUGAGACUAUGAGUACUGUUACAAUGAGGUCAAAUGGUACAGAUAUGACUUCAUAUAUUUUAGGUAGUCAAUCUGAAGGGUCAACUACUAUAGGACUUAAUUCAGACAUAGAUUUUGUAGGAUGUGACGAUAAUGUCAAUGUUAUACAAAAUUUGUCAGAGUGGGAACAUGGCAAGCAAAACUAUCUCAUGAUACAAAAUGAAAACACUACCCCCGGGUAUUGUUUUCUACAACUGCUUCGACAUGACGAACCUCUUCCUGUCACUGAACGUCCUGAUGACCACCAUAUACUUGAAAAAAGAAAAAUUUUGAGUAAAAACACAAUUAAAAAUGACUAUCUGUAUUCUGGUGAUGAGCAGCAUGGGCCAUCCAUUGCUACGCUAGGACAAUAUGUAUUCUGUGAUAAAGACAAUGUGCUUGCUUAUCCCUGUAAAUCAUGGCCUCAAUCAGCAUUAAGUUGGUUAGAAAAAAAAGGUACAGGGAAAUGGACAAAUCAAGAGAUGAAAAGAUAUGCAGUCGAUACUCGUUGUCUUGUUGUUCCAACUGGAAGCAAAGUCAGUGUACACCCUGAACUUGAAUGGAGAAUAUCUACAUCACUGGCAGAGAGAUGCCUAAUGUUGUAUUUAAAUAUAACACAAAUCAGGUGCUAUGUAUUAAUGAAAAUGAUUCUUAAAUCAUUUCUGAAUCCUCUGGGGAAAAUAAACAUAUCAAGUUAUAUGUGUAAACAGUUUUAUUAAAUUGUGUAGAAAACACUGAACAAAGUAUAUGGAAGGAGGACAAUUUAUUAACAUGCUUGAUAUUCUCUUUACAAGAAUUAUACUGUUCUGUACAGAAUGAUUAUUGUUCACAUUUCAUUAUAUCUGAAAACAAUUUGAUGGCAGGGCAAUUUUCUUCUGAGACAAAACAAAAACUUUUAGAAAAUAUAAGUGACUUUAUUCAGAAUGAUGGACGUUCUUUCAUUGGAAUUGAUAUUGAUGAUCUUGGAUAUAGACUUCAAGUUAAACUGAACAUGGUGCCACAAAAAGUGUAUGGUUUUCAUUAUUCUCUUCAAACAUUUGCUUUAGUAUACAUCAACUUUGCAUUCAUAUUAAGUGAUAUUCACCAACAUUUUUUCAAAGAAUUACAAAAUGAAAAUAUUGAAAAAAUAAACCAAUCUGUUGGAAAAUUAGUUUUCCAAAUGACCUAUGCCAUUAGUAAUGGUGAGAGACUACAACACACUAUAUUCAAGUUUCUUGCACCUUUGACCUUUACCACAUAUGGAUCUGCCUUAGCAUCAUCCAGUUUUGGGGCAAAUAAUCAAGUACUACCUGAAGCAAUGGAUUGGCUAUCGGCUGGUUUGACCUCAGAUGUUACUUCUGGCAGACUGAAAAUGGCAUCAGUAUUCUACAGUAUAGGAGAGAUGGAGAAAGCUGAGGAGAUCCUUAGACGAACUGAACAACUAUAUAACUCUCAUCCUGUUUUAUCAAUUUGCAGCCGCUUAUUGAGGUCUCCACCAACAGUAUCUGAAGACUUUGCCAAGGUAUGCAUUGAAGAUAAUGAAGACUGUAUCAAACAUAUUGUAGCAUUUUGUGUCCAUUUCAUACCGCAGGAAAUCAACUGCGUUCCUCAUGAACUACAAUAUGAAAUGUUCAGAUCUACACAAGAUGAUAAGUUAUACAGAGAUCCAUUAUAUGACUGUUGGAUGGACUGGGCUACAGUUGAUUCUCUACCUUUCUUGUACUUUCUACAAUACAAGAUCUACAGUCAUCUACAAAGACAAGAAGAAAAACAACAAGCACUCGAUAAUAUUAAAAGAACCAUAGUAACUGAGGAAAACAUUUCACAUAUAGAAACAGCACUCAAUAUUUUAGGGCAAUGUAUGGAACAAGAAAACAGACCACAGGAUGCUUUAGAAUAUUACAUACGUUCCCUGCAACAAAGAACAAGAAACAAUGCAGCAAACAUUCAUAUAUGCCGGCUUCUCUCCCGUUUACUAGUUGCCAAAUAAAUUGGACAAAAUACACAUAUGUGAUAAGAUUUGAAGUUUGAAGUAAUACUGUACUGCGUGUCCAUAUCAAACUGAUUCAAAUGUAAAAUCAUGUGCCUUUCAUCCUUGCUGUUACAGAUGAUAUUGAUCAUCCAAGUGUAACAUGGUUUAAAGCUUCUACCUUAAAUUUUUGGAGUAAAAUGCUACUUAGAAAAAAAACAAGUGGGCAAUAAUUGCCCUGAAAUUGCUCACCUGAAUAUAAAACUCUCCAAGACAAGGAACAAGUAAUACUGCAAUCUGUAGACAAUUUUGUUCCCAGGGCCUAUGUGUGAACAAACUGAUAAGAAGAUUUUUCAUACUUAAUAUCUAAGCACUAGCUCUUUGUUUUUUUUUUUAAUAUUUUGGUUUUACAAUAUACAUAUAAGGGAAAUCAAUAAACCCCUUUUGCGGUGCCAAUUUUGACCUCAGGCCCCGUGUUCACAAAGAUUUUAAGAUCAGGAUCAAGAUCAGGAUCAAAUUUAAAAACUCAAAUACUCUCCAUUAUUUAUCCUCAUAGAGUAAAUAUUCAGUAUUAACUUGAUAAAACUGGACUUGAAAUAGCAUGUUUAUGAAAUUUUAGAAUAAAUUAUUGUUAUUUUUACAAGAUAUUGGCCUUUUACAGUUGAUUCAAAUUUUGAUCUUGAUCCUAAAAUUGAUCCUUAUUUUGAUCCGAUUAUUUUUGUAUUUGUUUUGUUAUUUGUUGAUUUUAUCCCAAAAUAGAUUUGUUUCUUUGCAAAUAAGCAAUUAUUUAUAUUUCGAAUAUGUACCAUUUAAUUCUAGCAUAAUACAAUCAGUUUUACUUUUAUAUAUUAAUGAAAAUAAAAUCAGGACCAUCUGAUUCUAAUCCUGAUCUUUUCUUUGUGAACACGGGGCCAGGCUUUUAUUUGAACAAAUUUGGUGGAUACAUUUAAGAUUUUUUCAUGCUAAAUAUGUAAACUCCAGCUCUCCAGAGUUUUUUUAUUAAAAGAAGAUUUUUUUUAAUAUAUACAUAUAGGGAAAACCAAUGACCUGCUGGGGCGAGGCCAAUUUUGAACAUAGGGCUUUUAUUUGAAUACACGUGGUAAACACCCAUUAGAAGAUGGUUCAUAUUUUAUAUCUUAGCUCUAACUCUUUGGGUUUUUUGAAAGAAGAUUAUUUAAGUUUUUACUAUAUACAUAUUAGGAAAAUCAAUGACCCCUGCGGUUGAGCCAAUUUUGACCCUAGAGCUUUUAUUUGAACAACAUGGUCAUGGACACUCACUAGACGAUGUUUCGUGCCCAAUAUCUCAGCUCUAGCUCUCAGGGUUUUCUAAAAGAAGACUUUUUAAGUUUUUUCUUUUGGCUACCAUGGCAACCAGAGUUCUGCAUGGAAUUUAAUUCUUUUGAACCAUUUUCAAAGGUGCCCACAAAAGUUCCUGUUUGUGUGAAAUUGGCUCAGCGGUUUAUGAGGAGAUGUUGUUUAAAGUAAAAGUUUACGGACUGACGCGGGACGUACGGACGCCACACGAAAAGCGAUCACAGAAGCUCACCCUGUCACUUUGUGACAGGUGAGCUAACAAAACAAAUAAUAAAGUUUGGUUAACAAGAUGAAAAAGUUUUUUUAAUACAUGAAUUUGAUUUCAUAGAUUACUUAUCAAACAUAACAGACAUUCAUAAGUAAGGCUUAUCUUAAAAACAUUCAUGUCUGCUUUCUGUCCAGUAUAUAAUUUGUUUAUUCAGUUUAGUAUAGCCAAUUCAGACUAUAACUAUUUAUCACAGGCAAUAUUUUAUAUUCAAGGUCAUACUUGAUUUGAAAGGAUCUUUUUCAAAAAUCAGUGCCCGACACUUGGAGUGUUAUAUUUGUGAAAAAUCGGUUAUAUGUUCAGUUUAUAACUUUCUCAUUAAUGGAUGGACUUUCAAGAGUUUGUUAGUAAAUAAUAGUGAAUAGAUAUGGUUUCUUAUUUAAAAACUGAAAUGGUUUCUGAUUUGUAGCUGAAAUGGUUUCUGACUUGAAAAUGUGGAUUUAUGUCAUUAUAAAUGAUGACUUUCUAAAGACGGUAUGUGUUUCGACUGAAAAUCAUGGAUGUUUUUUUACAGCAUUGGGCAUACUGAGAUGAUAAAAUGUGUUUUUUGUUAAUGUUUCUUUAUUCUUGUAACAAUCUUUUUAUAUUAUCUAUGCCUUCAUUGUAUAUCAGAGUAAAUGAUUCCUAUACUCUGCCCAGCUUACUCUGCCUAUCUAUUGUUUCAAAAAUCUUAGAAAGAACUGUAUAUAAUCAGUUAGAAUCUUUUUUAGUUAAGCAGGGACUAUUAUAUGAAUUACAAAGUGGUUUUAGAUGUAAUUAUUCUACUGACUCCUGCCUAAUCCAUCUCACUGACCAUGUAAAAAGUCAAACUUCCAAAGGACUGCUCACCGGUAUGAUUAUGUUAGAUUUGCAAAAGGCGUUUGACACUGUGGACCAUUACAUCUGUGUAGAAAGUUACAAAAAAUGGGUGUGGAGUCAGUAGAUUGGUUUCAAUCUUAUUUAACUGGUCGUAGUAAAAUUGUAAAUGUAAAUAAUACUAUGUCUGAAGCUAUGAAUAUUACAUGUGGUGUUCCUCACGGAAGUAUUUUGGGCCCUCUAUUGUUUCUAUGUUAUGUCAAUGAUAUGAGUAUUAGUAUUAGCAAAAAAUGUAAGCUUAUU